Messenger RNA from Biomphalaria glabrata, 1845 nucleotides. Its product is annotated as adhesion G protein-coupled receptor E4-like. Gene Ontology annotation, cellular component: membrane. Gene Ontology annotation, molecular function: G protein-coupled receptor activity. Gene Ontology annotation, biological process: cell surface receptor signaling pathway; G protein-coupled receptor signaling pathway. The transcript is spliced from 6 exons. The record is from RefSeq and is a predicted model, not a curated record. Lineage: Eukaryota; Metazoa; Mollusca; Gastropoda; Planorbidae. Bases 122 to 1801 code for a protein of 559 amino acids.
CAAACCGCUGCCAUUUUCCCUGCUACUAGAUCCAAGUUCACGUAACAGAAUAGAAAAGACAGGCCCUAUCACAGUUUCUUCAAUCCCAGCCUCACAAUGUUCAGUCAAUGAAUGGCCAUCGAUGAAUGGAGACUGUCAUCCCCUCUUGUGUGGCCCAGGUAAAGAAUUCCUUGAUGGUAAAUGUACAGUAAAAGUUGAAGAAAUCAAAGGCUUGAGCUAUCGUCUGCGUCUCUGGCUUCAACCUAUUCCAAGUGACAGCUUAGGGCUGGCAGGCAUAUUUGCCAAGAAAACUUUCAACUUAAUGAUUUUAAAGAUCCAAGAAAUGGUUGAAGAAUUCAGCAACAGUUACACACUGGACGUAAGAGGACUAGUAGAUACCAACUCGAUUCCAUUUUUAAAGUUCCCUGCAAUAUUUUGGAUGGAAUGUCUUCUAUUCGCCCAUCAAAACAUAACUCAAAAUGAUUUAGAUGUACUAAUUCUGAAUCAUUUGAUGUAUGGGAAUAUUUCAGUUCAAAACUUUGAAAACGCCAAGUUGAUAGUAAAACCGAUUCAGAUGUUGCCACAAUUUGUUGUUGAAAACUCAGUAGCGCAAAACCUCAUUAAUCAAAGUCAGACUGUCUAUUUACAUGCUGAAUAUAAAAGUGAGAGUUUUAUUACUGGCCUGAAAGUCGACUAUAUCAAAGUAAAUCACGUACUAAUAUGCAGAUUUGUUCGGUUUGAACCAGAACAAUAUCAGACAGAUGUCAGGGACGAUGUAAUACCGCCAGACAUUACGUUAACUAUAGAUUUUAACGGGACUAAGAUACGUAUCACAGACACUGCAGAUCUGAACAUGGUAGACAUUGGUCAAGAUGGCGAACUGAACGUAUGUGAAGAUUUGCUGAACAGUAAACUGAAGAUGUUCAAAGAAGAUGUAUUGGAAGGCACCAACAGGGAGCUGGCUGGAACCUCUCUGGCUGAGUAUAUUGUUUCUAUAGCGUGUUCUUCAGCUUCGAUACUUUGUCUGGUUCUGACCUUGAUGACCUAUGUCCUGUUUAGUGAACUAAGAACAGAGGCCGGUCUGAAUAACAUGUUUCUCAGCAGUAGUCUUCUCUUGGCUCAAGUUUGUCUGCUGAUUACCUCCCAUAUCUUCAGGUCGAGCACAAUGUGUACAGUCCUUGGUGUGUUGACUCACUUCAUGUGGCUGUGGAUGUUCUCCUGGAGUUUCCUCUGCAGUUACCACAUGUUUCAAGUUUUUACUUCCAACACCAGCAGAACCUCGUCACAGCAGGACAGGUUGAAGUUCUGGAAGAAAAUCUUGUUUUCACUGACCUGUCCUUCAGCCAUCAUCUUGACCACCGUUGUUGGCAGUUAUUUGGCAUCAGCAGGAAAGGAAAUAGGUUACGGACGAUUUAGUUGCUUCUUAAAUACUACUUUACUUGUAGGUCUUACAUUGGUAUGGCCUCUGUCUCUAGUCACGCUGACCAAUGUCGUGCUUUUCACCGUUGCUGUAAACAAGAGUCACAGUGUGCGUAAGUUACAGCCUAUCUUCAAGAAAAACGAGCGGGACAAUGAGUGCCACAUCUAUCUGAUGAUAUCUUCUGUCACCGGAGCUUUCUGGACAGUCACUAUUGUGGCUGCUGCUUUGGGUAAUGAUUUCCUAAGGUUGAUUUCUAUAGUACUGAAUGGACUUCAAGGUAUGGCUAUCUUCGUGUCAUUCAUCUGUACCAAGCGAGUCCUACUCUUGUACAAACAGACGAGAUGUUUUAAACGUGAAGCCAAGACUGAGGAAAUUAGAGUAGAGCCGAUACAUCCUGACUGACAGAGUUGUUUCAAACCCUAUAUCUGAACAAUUGUGCUGCAGUU